AUGGCACAGCCAACAAAGCCUGACAUGUUUGAUUUGGGCCUGGGCACCUGGAGCCCUAGAUCCCGGGAGCAGAGCCACAGGGCUUGGGGGUCACCCUCCAAGGGUGUAGGCAAGAAGCUGCCUGAGUACAAGGCAGUGGUGGUGGGCGCAAGUGGUGUGGGAAAGAGUGCACUGACCAUUCAACUGAACAACCAGUGCUUUGUGGAAGACCACGACCCCACCAUCCAGGAUUCCUACUGGAAGGAGAUGGCCCUAGACCAUGGAGGCUGCAUCCUGAAUGUGCUGGACACGGCAGGGCUGGCCACUCAUCAGGCCCUGCGUGACCAGUGUGUGGCGAUUGGCGAUGGUGUGCUGGGUGUCUUCGCCCUCGAUGACCCCUCAUCUCUAGCCCAGCUGCAGCAGAUGCGGGCCACCUGGGGCCCACACCACACCCAGCCCCUUGUCCUUGUGGGCAACAAAUGUGACCUUGUGACCAGUACUGGAGAUGCUCGUGCCGCUGCUGCAGCCCUCGCAAAAAGCUGGGGGGCCCCUUUCGUAGAGACCUCAGCCAAGACACGCCAGGGUGUGGUGGAAGCCUUUUCCCUACUCAUCCAUGAGAUCCAAAGGGUCCGGGAGGCCAUGGCAAAGGAGGCCACGACAGGGCCAGGUGGGGAUAAAGGCCGGCACCAGAAAGCCAUGUGCCACUGUGGCUGCUCUGUGGCCUGA
Messenger RNA from Budorcas taxicolor (takin), 705 nucleotides. RefSeq names its product ES cell expressed Ras (gene ERAS). The transcript has a single exon. Gene Ontology annotation, biological process: Ras protein signal transduction. The coding region runs from base 1 to 705 and encodes 234 amino acids. The record is from RefSeq and is a predicted model, not a curated record. NCBI's taxonomy places the organism in Eukaryota, Metazoa, Chordata, Mammalia, Artiodactyla, Bovidae. Gene Ontology annotation, cellular component: plasma membrane. Gene Ontology annotation, molecular function: GTPase activity; GDP binding; GTP binding.